GGAGAAAAGAAUUAAAAAAGCACGGGAAGAGUACACACGACCAAGGCUUGAGCUUCCCCCUGCAAGGACACUCGAGGCGCGGUCGGGCCGCUUGAGGCCUUGCCGCCUCCCCCGACCAGCGGGCGAGACAAAGUCAUUAAAGCAGUAUCUUAAUAUAUCGUUAAAACAGAGGAGGUGGUGGGCUGAGAGACACAGGGCGGGGGUGUUCACUUCGUAUUAAUGUUACGUGAAGACUGUCAAAAAUACCGUUAGCAUCCGAGAAGCUAAUGCUAACACGGCGCUAAGUUAUCAAGCAGACCGGCCCAAAGUCCAAUUCUGAUACGAUAUUACACCCUGUAAGCCGGGCGGAUAGCAGCGCCCCUCAAUUUAUGUUGAUGUGAUGCGAUGCGGCUAAGUGUUAGCAGUUGAGCCUCGUUAGCUUUUUUUUUUUUGCUACAUCCCAAGCUAACCAUUCAGCACACAGUUCAACGGUCAAGGUUAGCCACUCGGCUAGCAUAGGCUAACUAGGAGAGCUAACCUCAGAUGAAGGAUGACAACUGAUCAAUAUGUGAUUUUUAGGACACUUUGUUGAUUUUUAGUGCAAUUUAUGACUUUUAUUUCAAUUCAGGCGAGUUUACGUGGCCGGGAGUUAGUUAAAUUGCGUGUGUAGUGUUUCUCAAAUCAGGGUAGCACAGGAAAAAGUGGUUAGCACGUCUGCCUCACAGUUGUGAGGUUCGGGGUUCGAGUGUCAGCCCCUCCUGUGUUAAGUUAGCUUCUUCUCCCAGUGCCAGCGUGGGGUUUCUCCUCCCACAUAUUCAUGUAAAUUUUCCAUAGCUGUGAAUGUUUGUCUAAAUGUGCCUUAUGAUUGGCUGGCGACCAGUCCAGGGUGUACCCCACCAAGUCAGCUCGGAGCGACUGAAACUCACCCGACCCUAAUGAGGAUACGUGCUAUGGGUUUUGUGUAUCCAAAAUCCUGGAAUUGAGGAAAAUGACAGUGCUUACGGAGGAGUAAAAGUCCCUGCCCAGCUGGGCGGGUGGAGGUAUCCGAACUUGCAUGGCGUCGGGGCAGGGCGGGCGGCUUGAGCCGGCCGGAGUGGCAGGGGGCUCGUCGGGGUUGGCCAAACCUCUCUACUUGCAACGCUUGGAGCGCUCUCUGAGGCUGGACAGCUUUCUGCGCCAAACGGCCACCAUCUUCAACAGAGACGUUACCAGCGAUGACAGCGACGACAGCGACACCGCUCUUGGGUCCGGGCUCUCCAUCGAACCCUUGACGGUGAAGAGGGAGCCCUGUGACCAAGGGGACGCCUUUGUUGAAAGCAAGCCCCUCAAUGGCAUUCUUUUGCAAGACCAAAAGACGGACAAAGCAAACCUGUACAAUUUCUCUAAAAUGAAGAAGAACCGGAAAUGGUUGAAGAGCCUGUUGUUGAGCGACAACACUACAGAUUCAGACACGGACUCGGACGACUCUGACUUCAGUUUGUCGCGUGACGAGUUGCACGACAUGCUGAGGCUGCACCGCUACACCAGGCAACACCAGAACAAGUUCCACACGGACCGUGAGCUUCAGCAGUACCAGUUUUACAGCACGGGCCUCCUCUCCAGUCAAGACCUCUUCUAUGAGCAACAGCGCCACCUCCUGGGCCCAAAGAAAAAGAAAAUCAAAGAGGAGAAAAAAUUCAAGGCUAAGUUGAAGAAGGUGAAGAAGAAGAAGAAACGCGGCGAGGGCGACCUUUCCGACGAGGGCCUCCCCUAUGUGGCCAAGACCUUCGCCAAGUUCUCCCAAGAUGCGCCGGCGCCAGUGCUGAAGAAGAAACACCUGAGCGUGGAACAGCUCAACGCACGGCGACGCAAGGUGUGGCUCACCGUCGCCAAGAAGGAGAUCCCCAAGUCUUUCAAGCAGAAGACCUCGGCUAAGAACCUGGUGUUGACCAACGCUAAAAAGUUGGCCCACCAGUGCAUGCGGGAGGUGCGACGCGCCGCAAUCCAGGCACAGAAGAACUGCAAGGAGACGCUGCCUCGCGCCCGCCGCCUCACCAAGGAGAUGAUGCUCUACUGGAAAAAAUACGACAAGGUAGAAAAGGAGCACAGGAAGCGGGCCGAGAAGGAGGCGCUGGAGCAGCGUAAACUGGACGAGGAGAUGAAGGAGGCCAAGCGUCAACAGCGCAAGCUCAACUUCCUCAUCACGCAGACGGAGCUCUACGCACACUUCAUGAGCGGCAAAGCCUCCGCCGGCUCACCAGGGGGCGACGAAGAGGAGAUUCUGAAGAAGCUGGACGACACCGGCACGCGGAGGCAAGGGGGGGGGGGGGGGAGGGGGGUUUAAAAGAGGGUUAGGGGGUAUAUAGGGGGGCGACCAUGGGAGGCGAUGGUAACGGGGACUGGAGGACUACGGUACGCGUCUCUAGUGUAUAGAGUGACGCGCAUGUUCGACGAGGAUGCCCACGACAGCCGCAGUGCGUCGUCCUCAGCGGCGGCUGCCUCAGGCUUCGGUGAAAGCUACAGUCUGUCUAACCCGUCCAUCCAGGCCGGCGAGGACAUCCCGCAGCCCACCAUCUUCAACGGCAAGCUAAAGGGCUACCAGCUCAAAGGCAUGAACUGGCUCGCCAAUCUCUAUGAACAAGGUAUUAACGGUAUCCUAGCAGAUGAGAUGGGGCUUGGCAAGACGGUCCAGAGUAUUGCCCUGUUGGCCCACCUUGCAGAGAGAGACAACAUCUGGGGCCCGUUCCUCAUCAUCUCCCCCGCAUCUACGCUCAACAACUGGCAUCAGGAGUUCUCGCGCUUUGUUCCCAAGUUCAAGGUGUUGCCAUAUUGGGGAAACCCUCACGAUCGCAAAGUUAUUCGUAAAUUCUGGAGCCAGAAAACUCUCUACACCCAGAAUGCACCGUUCCACGUGGUGAUCACCAGCUACCAGCUGGUGGUACAGGACGUCAAGUACUUCCAGAGGGUCAAGUGGCAGUACAUGGUUCUAGAUGAGGCCCAGGCACUGAAAAGCAGUACAAGUGUCCGGUGGAAGAUCCUUCUGCAGUUCCAGUGUCGAAACAGGCUACUCCUCACAGGGACGCCCAUCCAAAACACAAUGGCAGAGCUGUGGGCCCUGCUCCACUUCAUCAUGCCUACGUUGUUCGAUUCCCACGAGGAAUUCAACGAGUGGUUCUCCAAGGACAUCGAGAGCCACGCCGAGAACAAGUCGGCCAUCGACGAGAACCAACUUUCACGAUUGCACAUGAUCCUCAAGCCUUUCAUGCUGCGCAGGAUCAAGAAGGACGUCGAGAACGAGCUCUCAGACAAGAUCGAGAUCCUGACCUACUGCCAGCUGACGUCUCGGCAGAGGUUGCUUUACCAGGCCCUGAGGAACAAGAUCUCCAUUGAGGACCUGCUGCAGUCCUCCAUGGGCACGGCCCAGCAGUCCCACAGCACUACGUCGUCCCUCAUGAAUCUGGUCAUGCAGUUCAGGAAGGUGUGCAAUCACCCCGAUUUGUUUGAGCGCCAGGAGACACGCUCUCCUUUCCACAUGUGCCUCGCGCCCUAUGUCUUGUCCAAGUUCCUCUACCGACACGGCCUCCUCCAUGCUCACAACCAGGCCACACACAAGUCACUCCGAGUGCUGCUGUCUCCCUUUUCCCCAAAUCACAUCCAACAGUCGCUCUUCCACAGGAGAGGCGACGACGAAGGAAACUGUUUUUCCUUCCUACGCUUCAUUGACGUGUCGCCUGCUGAGAUGUCCAACCUCAUGCUGCAAGGCACCUUAGUCAGGUGGUUAGCACUUUUUCUGUCCCUGAAGGCGGCGUACCGGCUACAUUGUCAGCGACUGUUUGCCCACCAGGAAGAAGGUGGAGGAGAUGAGGGGAGUAGAUUGCGGUCCAGAACUCUGUCUCGCAAAGACCUCCUCUUGUGGAUCUCCAGACCCGCUGCCUUCCCCAACACGCAAACCAGCCCUGUGCUACGGAACCUGGUCUUCACGGCCCUCAGGCCAGGCAUGGUCGGACACGCCGAUGUGAACAUCCACUGUCGACGUUCUGCCACCUCCCGGCUGUGGCCGUGCCAACCCGUGCUCCCCCCCAAGUUCCUGCUUGCAGCCACACCGAGGGUGACGGCGGUACCCAUGGAGCGCUAUUGCGCCGACCGAAGCGCCGAGCACGAGUGGCGGGUGACGCGCGCCGGAGGUGGUGCCGUCUUCAAAGAAUGCUUCCUCUACGGCACGCCUGACCUGGCCUCCGACUGGCGGGGGAGGGCCGGUGCCUUCUACCCGCAACAGCCCGGCGGCGUGAUGGCCGUCUUCCCACAGCACGGCUGGUCCUAUAUUCGGAUACCAGAUAAGGAGAGUCUAAUCACGGAAAGUGGCAAGCUUCACAUGCUGGAUAUCCUGCUGAGUCGACUAAAGGCCCAGGGACACAGAGUCCUCAUCUAUUCCCAAAUGACGCGCAUGAUUGAUCUGCUCGAGGAGUAUAUGGUUUACCGCAAGCACACCUACAUGCGCCUGGACGGAUCCUCGAAGAUCUCCGAGCGCAGAGACAUGGUGGCAGACUUCCAGAGUCGGACGGACAUCUUUGUAUUCCUGCUCAGCACCAGAGCCGGCGGGCUCGGCAUUAACCUGACUGCUGCGGACACUGUCAUUUUCUACGACAGCGACUGGAACCCUACCGUAGACCAGCAGGCCAUGGACCGGGCCCACCGGCUGGGUCAGACCAAGCAGGUGACCGUCUAUCGACUCAUCUGCCAGGGGAGCAUCGAGGAGCGUAUCCUGCAGCGGGCCAAAGAGAAGAGCGAGAUCCAAAGGGUGGUGAUCUCUGGAGGUAACUUCAAACCCGACACGCUCAAACCCAAAGAGGUGGUCAGCCUGCUGUUGGACGAUGACGAACUGGAGAAAAAAUUGCGUCUGAGACAGGAGGAGAAGCGACAGCAGGAGGAGAGCAGCAAGGUGAAGGAGCGCAAGAGGAAGAGGGAAAAGUACGCUGAGAAGAAAAAGACGGAGGAGUCUGAGAACAAGAGGAGGAAGGAGGCCAACCUGGUCAUCUUACACGUGCCCUCGGCCGACAACUCCAACUUGUCGGCGGACGGCGACGACUCGUUUAUCAGCGUGGAGAUGGAUUCGGCUAUGCCCAGCCCCUUUAGCGAGAUCUCGCUGAGCAGCGAGCUUCAGCCCGGCUCCCUGCCGCCGGACGCCGACGCGGACGAGAGCAGCAACGACAUGCUGGUCAUUGUGGACGAGCCGCUGUCUUCGGCGCCGCAGUCACGUGCCACCAACUCCCCCGCGUCCGUGUCCGGAUCCGUCUCGGACAACAUAAACGGUCUUUCGACCUUAGACACCAUCAGUCCCGGCAGAGGGAGGUCGGUCCGAAGCCGAGGACGCCCUAAAGGAUCCGGCGGCGGGCCCAAGUCCGGAGGCAAAGGGCGUGGACGCAAGUCGACAGCGGGGAGCGCGGCGGCGAUGGCAGGAGCGAUGGCUGGUGCUGCGGCCGCCUCAGCUGCAGCGUACGCCGCGUACGGCUACAGCGUUUCCAAAACGGGCCUGACCGUGUCCAACCCCCUGCAGCCUUCCGUGGGCCGUUCCGGCACCGGCCCCGCCUUUAAUCCCGGCAGAGGCUCUUCUCCGCAGGCCAAGGGCGGAGGCGCCGCCGCCACACUGAACCUGGGCCAACAUCACCUUGUCAGGAAGAGCAAAGGACCCAAAUGAUGCACUCAUCGAAGUGCGCUCCCACUAUACAACACAACUGACCUAGUCUCACUGUGAUCUUUGACCCCCCCUCCCCUCCGCAUCUUUCAAGCUUAGUUUUAAUGUGGUCAAAAUUGGGCCUUGAGUACACACUUCUCCUCCAGACUUCCAAGGGCUGUCCAAUGCACUGAGCCAAGCCUUCCGUGUACAUCAGCAACCCUCAUCCUUCAUCCAUUCGGUUAUUUAACUAUUUCCAUUCACGGACCACCUAUGCAUUUCAUUACCAACCCCCAAUUGUCGACAGCUUUUCUACUUAAAGCUCUUAUUUUUCUAAUCGUAAAGACAACCGUGGCAGGUCGCUCAAGCCAACGGGAUUUCUAUAUAUUUUUCUGUCAAUUGUGUAAAAAUGAUCCAAAAUGAGGGUUUACUGCCUCAAACGAGAGAUGCUGCUAAUAGGAAAUGAAUUAUUUCAGUGCAAAGCGUUAGUGGACUAGUAAUUAAGUUAUUUCAGUUGAGAGUAGACAUUUUGCCAUAACUGUGAAUAGGACAUUCACUUGUAAAACUUGUAUACAUUGUAUUGAAAUCAUUUGUUUAAUGGGGGGUGGGGGGGGCUCCUGUGCUUGAGGAACAUUGCUCAUCUUUGGUGUCGUGUGAGUGCCCGUCAUAAGCUUGUGUUCAAAAUGUGACUAAAGGUAGGUAAAUAAUCAUCUUUGUACAUAACGACAAGGGCGGCAGCGUCUCUGGCUUCCCCACCCCCGCCCGUCUAUUUUUAUAGGUCACGUGUAUAUAAUGAACAAAUGUGUCUGUCAUUUUACUAACAGGAAGAGUCGCGUGGAAAUAAAAGUGCUUAAUCGGUCGUGAGUUGUAGCAUGUGUGAUGAAUAUCGUUAUAAUGUUGAUUAGGAGUGUAACGAGACAUCAAACUAAGGACUACAAAACUAUUGUUGUCAAUGAAGUCAUGGAAAUAUUUGGAAUGUGUGUGUAAAUAAGUACUUUUCUGAGACUUAAAUAUAAUAAUAAUAAUAAAGAAGAAAUUACAGGA
Molecule: messenger RNA, 6673 nt
Organism: Phyllopteryx taeniolatus (common seadragon)
Lineage: Eukaryota; Metazoa; Chordata; Actinopteri; Syngnathiformes; Syngnathidae
Gene: ino80
Product: INO80 complex ATPase subunit
Exons: 35
Biological process (GO): DNA repair; DNA-templated transcription; chromatin remodeling
Cellular component (GO): nucleus; Ino80 complex
Molecular function (GO): histone binding; DNA binding; ATP binding
Source: RefSeq, a predicted model, not a curated record